CAAAACAGAUUCUCCUGAUGCUGAUUCAUCCGCAAAACAUACAGAAGGUGAAGAAUCACACCAACCAAUAGCUACCUUUGACGAAUGGACCAAGGAAAAAUUGAAACAGGAACUCAGGAAAGCCGUUCCUCCUGCUGCAGCUUUGGAUACUGGCUUGCCUAGCACACAAACACAACCGAUAGCACCUCCUACUGCUACAACAAGGAACUACGCGAGCAGAGAGUGUGGGGCAAAAGUUCUACUCAGCAAUGCGGAAGCAGAAAACACGAAAGCCAUAUUGAACGAAAAAGAAAAAGAUGAGUAUAUGCGCAACCCGUGUGAAAAAGCUGACAACAAGUUUGUUAUCGUGGAACUUUGCGAGACUAUUCAGCCGCGGAGCAUUGAAAUCGCAAACUACGAGUUGUUCUCAUCUGGCCCUAGAGAUAUAAGACUAUGGUCAGCGGAAAGGUUCCCUAAUGGCGAGUGGAGACUACUCAGCGAUCUUACCGCGGCGGACUCCCGGCAAAUCCAGCAGUUUCCUGUGCCUUUUACCGGUGCUUACGCCAAAUUCAUUAAGCUGCUGUCUCAUUAUGGUAGCGAACACUAUUGUACGCUGUCAGUUUUAAAGGUUCUUGGUAUAUCAAUGGUGGAUGAAUAUGAGGCAGAGGUGACCUUUUGUCACAAAUUCAUAUUCGUUCACGUUAUUGCAAUUAAGGCCGAAAGCUAUGAAGUUGGUUGUCUAUGCACUGAUUGGUGGAAUGUUCCAUGCUCAGUUUCUACGCUAACUAUUCAAAAUUAUUUUUUAGAGAAUGUUCCAUAUCAAGUCCAUUCAGCGCUUGCUUUUUUUGUCCCAAGGAUCGGUCGUACAUAUAUCCUCGUCAGUUCUGUAAAACCUUUGAAUAAUACUCGACCUCCUGCAUUUCUGGCCCGAAGUGGAAUGUCGUCUCUGAGUCGUCUGCGACGGUCCCGGUUUGCCUUUUUGCAACGCAAAUCAACGAAAGCCGAGAAGCCUCAGGAUACUUCGAGCACCAAAGUACUUUCUCAAAACAAUUUCGAGUCAGUUUUCAUGAAACUAAACAAAAGGAUUGCUGCUCUCGAACUCAAUAUGUCGCUGUCUAGCGAAUAUCUCAGUGAACUGAGUCGGCAGUAUGUAGCGCAAACUGAUGAGCACCAGAAGCAUCUGAAACAAGCAAAAAAAGUUGUCGAGGAAGCUGUGGAGGCCAUAUAUGCACGCGUUAACGAAACUCUUGCUUAUAAGGUCAGUUUGCAUAUUGUACAAAGUGCAUUCCACAAAACCAGCUUCAUCGCUAUUCACCGCCUGACGACGGACUGUGGACGGUAUAACUUACUCAUUUUGUUGGUUUUGUAUAAAGUAAUUGUGCUAUAUUUAGACGGAACAAGUCGUAUACAUGGUGGUCACAACCCAGCUUGUAACCGUCUUUUUGCUUGCCACCCUCAACUUUUGUUAUCAACGUUUUACCAUCGAGCAACCACUUUCUGA
Cylicostephanus goldi is the source of this 1480-nucleotide messenger RNA. NCBI's taxonomy places the organism in Eukaryota, Metazoa, Nematoda, Chromadorea, Rhabditida, Strongylidae. The record is from the annotation of a GenBank genome assembly.